AUGGUGAACGAUUUCUUGCUCUCCGGGAAUUUUGAUGAAAGACUAAAUAUGACCAAUAUUUGUCUUAUCCCAAAAUCGGAACGACCUACCAGGAUGACGGAACUUAGGCCAAUAAGUUUGUGUAAUGUAGGUUAUAAGAUUAUCUCGAAGGUUCUCUGCCAGAGGCUAAGGUGUGAUCCUACCAAGAUUGAUUUCGGAGACCCAAUCUGCGUUUGUACCAGGUCGCCUAUCUCUGAUAACAUCUUGAUAGCUCAGGAGAUGUUUCAUGGGCUGAGGACAAAUAAAUCAUGUAAAGGGAAGUAUAUGGCAGUGAAGACAGAUAUGAGCAAGGCUUAUGAUCGGGUUGAAUGGCCUUUCAUAGAGCUUUGA
Messenger RNA from Microthlaspi erraticum, 369 nucleotides. NCBI's taxonomy places the organism in Eukaryota, Viridiplantae, Streptophyta, Magnoliopsida, Brassicales, Brassicaceae. The record is from the annotation of a GenBank genome assembly.